AUGUCAACUCAAGGAGAGACCACCAGCUCAGCGGGCCAUCUACUUCAAACACCUCAGCAGAACACGGGGUUACCAAGAGGCAAACAGCUUUCCCCCGGAAAUGUUCGCAAACUGGGCCAGACGAGAAAGAUCCGACACAGAAGGGAUUUUACAGAUGAGGAAAACCCAGAAGAGAAAGCUCGACAACGCAAAGAUCUGGAGCUGACCCCCCUGUACAAGGAGUUGUUGUACACCAUUGCACACAAGAUGGGGAAAGGGUCAUCAACUCAAGUUUUCACAGAUAGCCAACUUCAUCAGUACAUCAAAGAGGCUCUGACAAUGACCCAAGCUGAGCACAAGGCUCUGACUGCAAAAGUAGACAAAUGCGAGCCGCCUAUUUACUGCUUGAUGGCCACGGUCAAGGAAGCCAAAGACAUCUUGGGUAAAGAUGUUAGCGGUUUAAGUGACCCCUAUUGCUUGCUGACAAUAUUGGAGGAUGAAGAAGAGAGGCGCACGCGUCGAUCCAGAGCCAAAGCCUCCAAAUAUGUGGUCAAAGACGCUGUGUCUGACGAUAAGAUUUAUCAGACCGACAUCAAGAAGCAGACUCUCAACCCUAUUUGGAAUCAAACAUUUACACUAGAGUUUGAAGAAAUGCUGGGUGCCAGCUUCCACCUAGAGAUGUGGGAUAAAGAUGAGGAGGUGUCACUCACUCAGAAACUGGAGGAGAUCACCACCAACUUUACCAGUUUAAGCAGAAUUAUAAAGGAAGCCAAGAAGGAGAAAGGGACUGAUGACUUUUUGGGAAAAGUUGUCAUAAAACUACAGGAUCUCCACUGUACUGAGGACAACUGGUACAUUUUGGAGCCAAGAACAGAGACGUACCCGAACCGUGGCCAGUGUCACCUAAACCUUAAGUUUAUUCAUAAAACGAGAGAUGACACACUCAGCCCAGGUCGGAGCGCUUACAUCAACUACUGCGGUAUCCUGCAACAGUUUGUUUUGUCUUACAUUUCCAAGCAAAAGAGUACCGCUCCUUGGAAAGGGGAAUUGUGUGGCGAGGCUCAGAUGCUUCUGGAGCAUUACGCUACUCAGAAUGACCUCUCACCUUUUCUGCAAGACUUGGCGAAGUGGGUGGCAUACAGUAAACUGUACCAAAGCAUCGGGGUGGACUCUUCCUUGCUGUUACAACAGUUAACUUGUGUGGAGUACCACUGGCAUCAACAGUCGUUGCCCCACCAACAGAAACAAGAACUUGGUGAUUCUCUUCAUGGUUUUCUGCAUUAUGGACUACAUCUGGUGUCAAAAUACAGGGAUGUCUUCCCCCCAACAAGCAGUGAGACUCCAAAAUUACACAUGUUGCUCAGAAUCUUAGUCCAGAUCUGCAAGACACAAGCCUUCCAGAAAAUGAACCCGGCUGAUUUUGAACUGCAUGACGAGGUGGCUGACGCGGUACAGACAGGCACACAAGAGUGGUUUACCAACAAAAAAGGUUUGCACCAGCCAAUGACGAAGGAACUUCCCGAGAUCAUUAACGCUUUAUCCAGGUUGAUUGACGAAGUAAGAGAUGACAUUAAAAUCAACAAGGAUGUCUGGAACCGAACGUUUGUCAGUGCAGUACAAGUGGAUGUGUUUACCGAAGUCUACGAGAAGUUUGACUCUCUGCUUGCUACAGAAGUGAGAGAAACCUUAUCGCAAAUGGAGGGUCGUAUUGAUCAGAAUCUAGCCAACAGCUUGUUUCCUGUUUACUUGAGCCUACAAGCCAUCCGCAAAGAAAAGGCCUUCUUACAGAAGAGGGGUUUACUAAAGCUGACAAACUUUCACGUGAGCUUCAGAGAGGCUCAGCCUUACUGGCUCAACCAGAUGUUCAACACCACCAUGAACAGAGUGGAAAGAGCUGUGAAGGUUGAUCAGCUACAGCCCCUGCACUCCGGCGGCACGCUUGUAAAACACAGUUCCUCAGCAGUGGAUCUGGUGGCUUGCAUCCAGCCAGUUUGCGACCUGUGGGAACAGAUGUCAUGGCCCGACCCUGAGGAGGCAUUCAUGCUCAUGGUCAAAAUCACAGAGGAUGUGUGUAAAAUUGUAGUGACUUACUGUCACAGUCUGAAGGAGAGAGUCAGGAUGCUCGCAGAAAACUCUGACCACGGAAGUGCCAUUAACAUGCUAUGUGUUGUGGUGAACGACCUGGAGUACCUGCGAUCUGUCCUGGCACGGCUUCCCACAAAGCUGAACUGGGCCGGGCUUCGGGAACGCACCCAACACGUUAUCGGGGAAAGUCAGUUCCACAACACUCUGCCGUCACAGGUGCAACAAGCUCAGGGCGUUCUCGAUCGGGAGAUUCGUUCCGCUUUGGACACGCUGAGCAAAAAACUGAAUACAGACAUUGAAAUUUAUGUCAGAGGAAUGUCAACCAGGAAGCGGAUUCCCUCCCAAUCCACAGAAGACGCCGUGACCCCUCUCAUGCGCUACCUGGAAAAAGAACUGCACUACAUGAACGAAAACUUGGUUGAAGAGAAUUUCAACAGUCUUCUCACUCCGUUGUGGAACAACUCUGUGAAGAUCAUCCAUCAGAUGGCUGCUGAGCAUUCGGAGCAGGAUGGACUCAUGAUCUUCUCUCAAAGGCUGCUGUACACACUGCAGUGCUUGGAACAGUGCUUCCACGGUGAGGGUAACGGCCUCUCAUUGAACACACUCCACUCUGAUGACUACAAAAGUCUCAAAGCCUAUCUUACUCAAUACUCGCUGAGCAAUCACCAGCUUGUGGAGAAGUUCCUAGAAGGCAAAAUCUGGGAGCAGAGAGUGAUUGCGGGCGAGAAAUACGGCGCCAUCACCCUUCUCGCGUCCUACAACAGAUCGGACCAAAGGCUUAGAGUUGAAGUGUUGAAUGCGGUCAACCUACUACCUAUGGACUCCAAUGGUUUAAGUGAUCCAUACGUGCAAUUGUGUCUGGAGCCCUUCCACACCUUCCCUCUAAUAGAACCGUGUUGCACUCAGAUAAAAAGCUGUGAUCUAAACCCUCUCUUUGAUGAGGCCUUUGAGUUCCUAGUUGGACUGGAUCAGUGCCAGUCUCCAGGGGCGUGCUUGGUCGUGACGGUGCUCGACCAUGACACCUUGACAACGGAUGACUUCGAAGGCGAAGCCUUCCUGUCCCUCAAAGAUAUACCCGGUGUAGCAGGAGGAGGGGAAGAAACAGACGGACUGGGCUUUCAUCCAGAUGCCCCUAUAGCCCAAAUGCGCUUACCUCUGAUACAUCCCAAAGAUAACGAAAGCAGCAUCCUGAAGUUGCUGGAGUCCAGGAAGGGCGAGCGGGAAAUACAAGCCUUUGUGAAGAAAAGGAGACAAAGACAGAAACAGUCCAAGGAGAGAUGUCAACCAUAA
Nerophis lumbriciformis (worm pipefish) is the source of this 3354-nucleotide messenger RNA. NCBI's taxonomy places the organism in Eukaryota, Metazoa, Chordata, Actinopteri, Syngnathiformes, Syngnathidae. The record is from RefSeq and is a predicted model, not a curated record.